Vespa crabro (European hornet) is the source of this 2637-nucleotide messenger RNA. RefSeq names its product homeobox protein unplugged (gene unpg). NCBI's taxonomy places the organism in Eukaryota, Metazoa, Arthropoda, Insecta, Hymenoptera, Vespidae. The transcript is spliced from 3 exons. Gene Ontology annotation, molecular function: RNA polymerase II transcription regulatory region sequence-specific DNA binding; DNA-binding transcription factor activity, RNA polymerase II-specific. Gene Ontology annotation, biological process: regulation of nervous system development; regulation of transcription by RNA polymerase II. Gene Ontology annotation, cellular component: nucleus. The coding region runs from base 1041 to 2513 and encodes 490 amino acids. The record is from RefSeq and is a predicted model, not a curated record.
UGAUGGACGUAACGCCAACGCAAAUGCGAAUGGAGUUACGGGAUGAUGUUUCGUACGUAUGAUGAGAGGACAUCAUCGUUAACGAGCCACGACGCUGUAGCCCACCAAACACGUUCUUCUCCCGCGUAUUUUUAUAGCUCUCACUCGCGAAAGACCAACGUGUUUCCCAUUAGCUCGAUCACCGAGGAAUUCUUAACGAAGGAAAAUGAGGGGAUGAAAAUCGGUGAAAAGAGGAUAAAAUGAACGGACAAAUCGUGAAAAGGAAGUAUGAACGAUAUCGUUGAUAUCGUUGGGUUCGCGAAGGAGACGACCCUUGGAGGAUCGAGUUCACGGAGAAGGUUCAGACGAAGACGAGAUAUCUCGAGAAAAGUGCGAGAGAGCAGCAAGAUGGCGGAUAGGCACGAAUAGGCGGCGUCCCUACGACGUCGUUGGCUGUAGCGUUGGCCAAUGGUUGCGCGAGGAAGGCCUCGAAAUGCCACGACCACUGCCAGUCGCGAGUUUGCCCGAGAAGCAGGGACGUUGAGAAGCCGGGACAAACACGAGGAGCGCGACGUCGGGGAGACAGGAAUUAAAAUGCGCCCGACGAGCUUCGCCAGUCACCCGUCGACUCGUGCCCGAUAAGGUCGAUGCACGUUACUUCUCCUCUCGUUGCUUCUUCUCUCUGCCUAUUUUCGCGUGGACUGUGACGUCGUCGCCGUCUCUCUCUCUCUCUCUCUCUCUCUCUCUCUCUCUCUCUCUCCCUCUGUGUAAAUAUAUCCAUCCAUGUGAUCGAGAGAUGCGAUGAAUUAACAUGUGUCAGGAUGAGGACAAGAGCUUCAAAGUUCUGUGUUGAGAUCCGUGAGAAAUAGGAGAAGGAAGGCAGAGAUAGAUCGUGCAAAGUACGUUCGAUGGAUCCAUGGAUUUAAUGGACGAACGAUAUUUGUGAUUCUUGAAGAGAAAUCGAGAAUCCUGUUGGAAGAUAAUUAAAAUGACGUUCGUUCGAUAGGUCGGACGAUGCAUUUUUUUCGGUGAAAAAGGUUAAAGAGAUUUUUUGAUCGAACAUGGACGUGGAUUCGAAUAUCGAAGAAACGGAGUUGGACGUUGGUUCAGCGAGCGACGAAUUGGAAACGUCGAUCGCCGAAUCUAAGAUCGCUCGACGUCCAACGCCAAAGCCAUUUACCAUCGAGAGUCUCAUAGGAAGUUGCACGGGUGCAAGAGGGAAUUGUACCGGUGACAUCGGUAUGUCGAAGAACGAAAAGACCAAUGGAAAUGAAGAAGGUAGUGAAAGGGAGAGAGAAUAUCUUUAUCAACGACAUUAUCUUGCGACGGCUGCGGCUGCUACUGCUUUGCCAUCAGGUUUUGGUGUACCGUUGAGUUUGUACGGGGCUUGGCUACCUAUGCGAAUGUAUGGCGGCGGCGGUGGCGGCGGCGGCGGCGCCGGCAGUGCUUCCGGCGUCCCAAUGUUACCGCCACAUUCCUCGGUCAGUUAUCCUUCUCAUCAGGAUUUGCACCAGAAUCGAUUAGCUCACCAUUUGGGAGCCGGUACGAAUCAUCUUCAGGGUGCGGCUUAUCCCAACAACAACACCUUCCAUCGGUCUAUAAAUCAGCGUGGAUCUACCAGUUUCACGGACAGCGACGACGAAGGUAGCAUCGACUCACCGCCUUCUCCUGUUCACGAUCUCUCCAAAUCGAGACUAGGAUCGGAAAAUGGACGAGCCUCUGCCGAGAGCGAAGACGAAGGCGGAGGAACGAGCGGUACUGGCGAGGGACUCGAUACUACCGACGGCUCCGUCAACGGUACCAGAAGCAACGGUUCUCCCAAUGGACAAGGUCACGAAAGUGCCCGUGGAAAUUCCUCGUCUAAUUCGUCGUCCGGAAACAAAGCUCGCCGUAGACGAACUGCCUUCACGUCGGAACAACUUCUCGAGCUUGAACGGGAGUUCCACGCUAAAAAGUAUCUCAGUUUAACGGAGAGAUCGCACAUAGCGCAUGCCCUUAAGCUUUCCGAGGUCCAGGUCAAGAUCUGGUUUCAAAAUCGUCGAGCAAAGUGGAAGAGAGUCAAAGCUGGGCUCAAUGGCAGCGGAGGAAUCGGCUCGAACGCUUCGUCGAUGUCAAACUCGGGCGCAGCCGGUGGCCGUCACGGUGGAAGUACCGGACAACAUACCGGAAACGGUACGAGAAUCGUCGUACCAAUACCGGUUCACGUGAGUCGAUUGGCCGUGAGAUCGCAUCAUCAUCAUUUGGAGAAAUGUGCAAGACCAGCGCGCAUAAGAACGACUACGACGACGACGACGACGACGACUGCAACGUCUACGGCAGGAGCAGGGGGGGCGACUGUGAACGAAGUUUGUGCGACUUCGUCCUCCUCGAUUCUCGUUUCCGACGCUAUGGGUUUGGUGAGCUCCUCGAUGAACUUACCCAGUCAAUUGCAAAGUUCACCUUUGGCCGUAGGCGUUGGAAUCGGCGUAGGCGUCGGAUUAAGGGCCUUCAGCGUGCCAGCUCAUCGGGAUGGACUCAAUUCGGCUGGAAGGUAGUGAACGCUCGAAUCGCGAUCGCUAUCGCUCACAUCUUCUUUUACUUUUUAUCAGGAUAACGUUGUUACAUAUACAUUCCCUUCGGCGCAAUAAUUACCAUCUACCUGCUACCGUGAGUCUGAAA